AAUAAAAAUUAUAAUACACCUAUAGUUGUUACUAUUGAAAUUGUAUUGUCAGUACAGAACUUCUAUUGCUGUUGCAAUUAUAAUCAACAUUAUAAUGAGUUUCUAUGUUUGUUGUUGUGUAACAUUAUGUUUGAUGUGUGUACAAAUUGCGUCCAGCCGCUACUGUAAUUGUUACUCAAAAGAAGCCAAAGAAAGAGAAGAUUAUCCCAUAUCAAAUUAUAUUGUGGGUUUAGCAGAAAAUGAAUUUAGAACUGAUGAUGAAGCAUUGAGAUUUGACGUAAUAAAAGAAGUUAUAGAUAGGAAGCAUAUGGAUUCUAGUCUUUUUGAUAUCGUCUUCGAUAACUUUGAUGAUGAAGACGAAUUAUUAAUAAGAGGACUUUUUAAUAAUCAGUAUAAAUUAAUGAAAAAUGAUGAAAAUAUUCUUAAAGCAAAGUUAUCAGAAAAAAGUAAAGAUAAUAAUGAUAACAAUAAUGAUGAUGGCAUCGUCAAAUUACAACAUGCAAAAGAAGCGUUUUUAAGGAGCAAAUUGUUUCGCGGUAAAUUAACUGAGGAGGCCCUAAAUAAAAUAAUCAAUGAAUGUAAAGUUGAGAAUGAUAACAUCAAUUACAAAGACAUGAUAAAAACCAUUACCGACGGCUUUGUAUAUGAAGAAUUAUAUUCAAUUUGGUUAAAAGAAUCAACAGAUAAUACAUUAACAACACCUACACAAAGUUAAUAAUAAUGUAGUUAAACUCAUUAAAAAUUGUUCCAUAAUAUAAAUUAUGGAAACUAUUAAAUUUAUUAUUAAGUGUUUAAAUUUAUUUACAUCAAAUUAUGUUUCAUUUGUAAUAGUAACAUAUCUGUUUUAUUCUGAUGUUUGGCGAUAUGUAUCACAUUUAUUCAAAUAUAAUGACUUUAAUAUAUUUUUUU
Molecule: messenger RNA, 909 nt
Organism: Daktulosphaira vitifoliae (grape phylloxera)
Lineage: Eukaryota; Metazoa; Arthropoda; Insecta; Hemiptera; Phylloxeridae
Exons: 4
Coding region: 95-715 (206 amino acids)
Source: RefSeq, a predicted model, not a curated record